Pseudo-nitzschia multistriata is the source of this 1576-nucleotide messenger RNA. NCBI's taxonomy places the organism in Eukaryota, Bacillariophyta, Bacillariophyceae, Bacillariales, Bacillariaceae. The record is from the annotation of a GenBank genome assembly.
CACAGCGUUCCACCUCGUACCCACCACCUACUACCUUUCCAACACGUGCCAGCAUCGAAUUGACUUCCAUCGAAACUCCCAACCACUAUACAACACCAUGAGCUCUCCAGAGACCGAAGAAACCGAACCGAAAUUCGCCAACACCUCCGGCAACGGAGAAAUCCCCUCCUUCAAUGGAGACGAGCAGGCAAAGGCUACCGAUUUCGCCAAUUAUUUCUGCUCGUAUGCCCAGCUCUAUCACCAAAAGCAGAUGCUUGCCGACCACAACCGAAUGGCGGCCUACCACUCGGCAAUCCUGGGGAAUUCGGACGUCUUCAAGGACAAGGUGGUCAUGGACGUGGGAACCGGAUCGGGGAUUUUGUCCGUCUGGGCGGCCCAGGCCGGAGCCCGCAAGGUCUACGCCAUCGAAUACACCGACAUGGCGAAGCACGCCCGCCAGGUCAUGAAGGCCAACGGCGUCGAAGACAUCGUGACCGUCAUCCAGGGGGCCGUCGAGGAGAUCAAGCUCCCCAUCGAAGAGGACUCGCUGGAAUCGGACUGCCCCGAACACCCCGAGCGCGUAGUGGACAUUGUGAUCAGCGAAUGGAUGGGUUAUUUUCUUCUGAGGGAGAGCAUGCUCGACUCGCUGAUCCGGGCCCGCGACAAAUACCUGAAACCGGCCACGGGAUUGAUGUUCCCCUCCCACUGUACGAUGUACGUUGCCCCCGUGAACGACGAAGAAGAACGGCGAAUCAACUGCAGCGACCAYGCGGCAACCAUGUCCGACUGGGACGAAUUCCAGGAGACRACCAAGCAGGUCUACGGCGUCAACAUGGAGGUUCUGAAAAAAGACUUUGACAAGGAGCAAAGGGACUACUUUUUGUGGAGCAGCCGGUGGCGCGAGCUGCCGCAAGAAUCCGUCCUUGCGAACCCCAAAGCCAUCAAGUACUACGACAUGAUGACGUGCACCGUGGAGGAUUCGAAGGGGGUCCAGGCGAGCGAGGAGCUGAGCUCGUUCGAGUUCGGCGUGAGCGGGGACCGGAAGCAGGGACCGAUAUCGGGCAUCGCCGGGUGGUUCACCUCCGACUUCAAGUCGAGGACGGACGAGGGAGGCGGCGACGCGCCGAAGCUGUCGGCCCCGGCCUUCCUCUCGACCGGGCCGGAAAACGGGUACACGCACUGGGGCCAGCAGGUCUUCUACUUCCAAUCGGGGAUCCCACUGAUGAAGGGCCAGACGACCCACCUGAAGGGGGGGCUGGAAAUGACGCGCACCAAGGAAAACGCCCGGCUGUACAACUGCCGCAUCAAGCACACCGCGACGAGAACCGCCAACGAGAGCGGGAACGUCUUGAUGAGCAGCGGCGAGUCGGAGCAGGUGUACAUGAUUCCGUAGACCAACCACCUCGGAAGCGACAAACGAAGAUAAAAACCAUACCGAGGCAUGCCACCCGCUCGUACCACACAAAAUCACAGCACAGCACAUCACAUCACAGCAGAGCACAGCACGUCACACCACAGCACACCACACCACAGCACGUCACACACAUACUCAAAAUUUUCGUCGUCAUUCAUGUCUAAAUACAGCACACAGUAACCA